AUGCCCACAUCUGCGGGGAAUAACUGCCAAGAGCCGGCACGAAGUAGUCCUCCGAGGACAAGCCCUUACAAGAACAAUCGCGAACUAAGAAUUGUUGGCCAAUUAAAAAGGAUCUUGAAGAGACAGCCGGUGAGGGCGGUACCGAAUCUGUACUCGGCUGCAGUAAUUGUCUGGAUAAUGUCACUCAGCUCCCACACUUUAGCAGUCUCUAGAUGUCAAUCAGUGCCUUUCUCACGCUCUUCUCGCUUCUAG
Molecule: messenger RNA, 252 nt
Organism: Nezara viridula (southern green stink bug)
Lineage: Eukaryota; Metazoa; Arthropoda; Insecta; Hemiptera; Pentatomidae
Source: the annotation of a GenBank genome assembly